Messenger RNA from Choloepus didactylus (southern two-toed sloth), 1185 nucleotides. RefSeq names its product antizyme inhibitor 1-like. NCBI's taxonomy places the organism in Eukaryota, Metazoa, Chordata, Mammalia, Pilosa, Megalonychidae. Gene Ontology annotation, biological process: positive regulation of polyamine transmembrane transport; negative regulation of protein catabolic process. Gene Ontology annotation, molecular function: ornithine decarboxylase activator activity; ornithine decarboxylase activity. Gene Ontology annotation, cellular component: cytoplasm. The record is from RefSeq and is a predicted model, not a curated record.
AUGAUUUCCAACACUUUUCCAAAAAUAAGGAAAACAUCAAAUAAUAGGGCCCUCCCAGGAUGGAUAAAUACAAAGAACAAAUCAACAAACCAUAAAACACAUCUAGAUUUAUCAGACUUACUGCUGAAAAACAAAGCCUCUGGGUUCCCUUCCUUGUUUUAUGAGUCAUUGCCUUUUCUGCCUCUUCUCUUCUUUUCUCGCUCUGCUGCUCUGCGGUGUGACGAGGUCGAAUCUUCUCCCCAACCAGCCCAAGACUUUCUCCUUUUAGACGCACUGUUCUAUUUUUCUCCUUUGGCUGCCACCGCCACUGCUGCACAGCUGGUGUCGGUGCCGUCCCCCCACCCACCUCUAGCCCCCACAGCCUAUGACUCAGGCCGCUUUGGGAGAAGACGCUUUAUCCGACUCUUUGGGCCAUUAUCUCAUGGCGAGCUUCAAGUUUCAAGUGCUUGCAAAGUAUCUCAAGUAUAUGUACAUGUUCUAUCUGAUGCGAGAUGUGUGUUUGAUAUGGCUGGAGAACAUGGUUUCAAGAUAAGCAUUUUAGACAAUGGUGGAGACUUCACAGGAACUGAAAUUCAGUUGGAAGAGGUUAAUCAUGUUAUCAGACCUUUAUCGGAUAUCUACUUUCCUGAAGGAUCUGGCUUUAAGAUAAUUUCAGAAUCUGGAAGCUACUAUGUGUGUUCUGCAUUUACACUUGCAGUUAACAUCAUUGCAAAGGAAGUUGUUGAAAAUGAUAAAUUUUCUUCUGGAGUAGGAAAAAAUGGAAGCGAUGAUCCAGCCUGUAUGUAUCACGUGAAUGAAGGUGACUAUGGUUCUUUUGCAAGUAAAGUGUCAGAGGACUUUAAUACCAUUCCAGAGGUUCACAAGAAAUACAAGGAAGAUGAGCUUUUGUUUACAAGCAGCCUUUGGGGUCCAUCCUGUGAUGAGCUUGAUAAGAUUGUAGAAAUUUGUCUUCUUCCUGAGCUGAAUGUGGGAAAUUGGCUUAUCUUUGCUAAUAUGGGAGCAGAUUCUUUCCAGGAGCCAUCUGCUAUUAAUGAUUUUCAGAGACCAUCUAUUUAUUACAUGAUGUUAUUUAGUGACUGGUAUGAGAUGCAAGAUGCUGGAAUUCCUUCAGACACAAUGAUGCGCUUCUUUGUGCCUUCUUGCAUUCUACUAAGUGAAGAGGACUGCUUUCCCACUGAAGCUUAA